This is a messenger RNA of Choloepus didactylus (southern two-toed sloth), 4100 nucleotides long. RefSeq names its product cap methyltransferase 1 (gene CMTR1). Gene Ontology annotation, molecular function: nucleic acid binding; methyltransferase cap1 activity; protein binding. NCBI's taxonomy places the organism in Eukaryota, Metazoa, Chordata, Mammalia, Pilosa, Megalonychidae. Bases 164 to 2671 code for a protein of 835 amino acids. Gene Ontology annotation, cellular component: cytoplasm; nucleus. The transcript is spliced from 24 exons. Gene Ontology annotation, biological process: 7-methylguanosine mRNA capping. The record is from RefSeq and is a predicted model, not a curated record.
AGCGCGACGGCACAGCCGGAGGACCUGGCCUGGCUUGUGGGGAAACGAAACUGGGAGCCUAGGCAGUGGCUUUGGUAGGGGCAGGGUCGGGCCCGGUGGUGGCGGCAGCCUGAUCCCCCGCCUCUCCGCUACCUGGCAGCUCGCCCUCUCCCCUCAGCUAACAAUGAAGAGGAGAGCAGACCCAGAAUGCACCGCUCCCCUCAAGAAACAGAAGAAAAGGGUUGCAGAACUUGGCCUGAACCUCAGCUCUACAUCAGAUGAUGAACCUCCUUCCUCUGUCAAUCAUACGGCAAAAGCAUCAACCACAAGUCUAAGCGAGUCUGACAGUGAGACUGAGGGGAAGCAACACAGCUCUGACUCUUUUGAUGAUGCAUUCAAAGCAGACUCCCUCGUGGAGGGAACUUCCUCCCGCUAUUCCAUGUAUAACAGUGUCUCCCAGAAGCUUAUGGCCAAGAUGGGCUUCAGGGAAGGUGAAGGAUUGGGUAAAUACAGUCAGGGUCGGAAGGACAUCGUUGAAGCCUCUAAUCAGAAAGGUCGAAGGGGCUUGGGCCUGACACUGCGGGGCUUUGACCGAGAGCUGAACGUGGACUGGCGAGAUGAAUCAGAGCCCAGUGCCUGUGAGCAGGUGUCAUGGUUCCCAGAAUGUACCACUGAAAUUCCUGACACUGAAGAAAUGAGCGAUUGGAUGGUUGUGGGAAAGAGAAAGAUGAUUAUUGAAGAUGAAACAGAAUUUUGUGGGGAAGAGCUGCUUCACAGUGUGUUGCAGUGUAAGAGUGUGUUCGAUGUCCUGGAUGGGGAGGAGAUGCGGCGAGCUCGUACCCGGGCCAAUCCCUAUGAGAUGAUCCGAGGAGUCUUCUUUCUAAACAGGGCAGCAAUGAAGAUGGCUAAUAUGGAUUUUGUGUUUGAUCGCAUGUUUACAAAUCCCCGGGACUCCUAUGGGAAGCCGCUGGUGAAGGACCGGGAAGCCGAGCUUUUGUACUUUGCGGACGUCUGUGCAGGUCCAGGUGGCUUCUCAGAGUAUGUGCUAUGGAGGAAGAAGUGGCAUGCGAAGGGCUUUGGAAUGACUCUGAAGGGCCCUAACGACUUCAAGCUGGAGGACUUCUACUCGGCCUCCAGUGAGCUCUUCGAACCAUACUAUGGUGAGGGUGGGAUCGAUGGAGAUGGAGACAUCACCCGCCCAGAGAACAUCACUGCUUUUCGGAAUUUUGUUCUGGAUAACACAGAUCGCAAGGGUGUCCACUUUCUGAUGGCUGAUGGGGGUUUCUCAGUGGAGGGGCAGGAGAACCUGCAGGAGAUCCUCAGCAAGCAGCUGCUGCUGUGUCAGUUCCUCAUGGCGCUAUCAGUUGUUCGGACAGGAGGCCACUUCAUCUGUAAAACCUUUGACCUAUUCACGCCGUUCAGUGUGGGGCUCAUCUACCUGCUGUAUUGCUGCUUUGAACGAGUAUGUCUCUUCAAGCCAAUUACCAGCCGUCCUGCCAACUCGGAGAGGUAUGUGGUGUGCAAGGGCCUGAAGGUGGGCAUAGAUGACGUGCGGGAUUACCUCUUCUCAGUGAAUAUUAAACUCAACCAGCUGCGGAACACCGAUUCUGACGUCAACCUUGUGGUCCCCUUGGAGGUGAUCAAGGGAGAUCAUGAGUUUACUGACUACAUGAUCCGGUCCAAUGAGAGCCACUGCAGUCUGCAGAUCAAAGCUCUGGCCAAAAUCCAUGCCUUUGUUCAAGAUACGACUCUGAGUGAGCCUCGGCAGGCGGAGAUCCGGAAAGAGUGCCUCCGGCUCUGGGGGAUCCCAGACCAGGCUCGAGUUGCUCCUUCUUCCUCAGACCCAAAAUCUAAGUUUUUUGAGCUAAUCCAGGGCACUGAGAUCGACAUCUUUAGCUACAAGCCCACACUGCUCACCUCCAAAACGCUGUUGAAGAUCCGCCCAGUGCUCGACUACCGCUGCAUGGUGUCUGGCAGUGAGCAGAAGUUCCUCAUAGGCCUGGGGAAGUCCCAGAUCUACACAUGGGAUGGCCGCCAGUCAGACCGCUGGGUCAAGCUGGACCUGAAGACAGAGCUACCCCGGGACACUCUGCUGUCUGUGGAGAUUGUCCACGAGCUGAAAGGGGAGGGCAAGGCCCAGCGGAAGAUCAGUGCGAUCCACAUCCUCGAUGUCCUUGUGCUGAACGGCAGCGACGUGCGGGAACAGCACUUUAACCAGCGAAUUCAGCUUGCUGAGAAAUUUGUGAAAGCAGUUUCCAAGCCCAGUCGGCCUGACAUGAAUCCCAUCAGGGUGAAGGAGGUUUACAGGCUGGAGGAGAUGGAGAAGAUUUUUGUCAGGCUAGAAAUGAAGAUCAUCAAGGGUUCCAGUGGCACUCCAAAGCUCAGCUACACAGGGCGGGACGACCGGCACUUUGUGCCCACUGGCCUCUACAUCGUCAGGACAGUGAAUGAGCCAUGGACUAUGGCAUUCAGUAAAAGCUUCAAGAAGAAGUUCUUCUACAACAAGAAAACCAAGAAAUCUACCUUUGACCUCCCUGCAGACUCUAUUGCCCCAUUUCACAUCUGCUACUAUGGCCGGCUCUUCUGGGAGUGGGGAGAUGGCAUCCAUGCACAUGACCCCCAGAAGUCCCAGGACCCAGACAAGUUGUCCAAGGAGGAUGUCCUCUCCUUCAUCCAGACACACAGCGCCUGAGGGCCAUGGGAUGCCCACCCCGCCGACUGCCCUGCUGUCCCUAAGGCAGGAUGCUCUGUGCCAGGGGCCCACAGCACUGGCUUUCUUCCCCUUCUUGGAAUGGGGCUGGGUAGUGUGGUCACUACAGGCUGGCCAUGAAGGGUGGGCAGCCUCCUCUUCAUCUUCCCUGAAAAGAUUAGUCAGGGGCCGUCAGAGGACACUUACACAUUCCUUCUGGGACACCUUUUGGACUCCUCUCCCUGGAGACCAACCUGGGAACUGCUUUCCCUGCUAGGUCUCGGCCUGAAGGAAGCUGUUCCACAGCAGGUUUGAGGUUAGUGCCCUGGGCACCUGGGAGCUGGUGGAGGACAUAGAGGCAGAGGAUAGCAGGGCAUUGGCUCUGCCAUUCUUUCCGUUGUAUCCUGUAGACUCACUUUUCUGAGUUCCAUGCACUGCCCCGAGGGCAGCCAUGCCCCUGCUUUGCCCAACUUUUUAUUGGGCCAACCUGAGUAGGUGGUGGCCCACUGUCAUGAGCUGGCCAGGAGCAGCCGCUGUAUAAAUCAAGGUUUUGUUUCUUUGAACUUGCUCGGUUUUGAUGCCAAGUUAGAGGAGAUUUUUUCUCCUCUCCCUAUACCCUCCUAGCCUUUCCUGGAGUUCUUCCCAACUUGGCCCUCUGACAGUCCCGGCAGGCCGGGAAGGAAGGAGUGUGGGCCCCAUGUACAUGACACAUCUGGUUCCAGGUAGGGCUUUUUUUCAUCCUGGAUGUGACUGUCUCCUGGGGUUGUAGUCUUCCUGGGCCCCAUCCCCUUUUGAUCCAAAACUUUGGGCAGCUCUAGAAGGGGAGGAAGCAGUCUUGAAGACUUGCCUUUUUCUCUGCCCUAGCAGCAGUGGCCCCAACAGUAGUGGAGGGUACCUCUGGGGGUUUGGACAGCACUCAGCCCUCUGCUGACCAUGAUGGCACCAUCAUUUGCCAUAGGCAGCCUAGGGUGGUAGGACUUGGCAGAUUCUGAGAGCUGGAGGCAGCCCCUCCUUUCCCCCUUUAGUUUUUCUUCCCCCAUAGGAGGUACAGUCUGCUUUUGUUUGUCCUUAUGUGGUCACUCCAUUUCCUCUAUCUUGGGUGGAGGCAGAGGGGGAUGAGGGGGAAGCUGAGCAGUAGCUCUGAGUAGGGGAGGGCAUCUGUGGUUGUCUUUAAUGGGAAAUACCUUUCAGAGAUGCUCUUAUGGGCUCCCUAGGGCCCAGUCCCAGUGCAAGCCUGGUUUCCAUGGAGAUAGGGCAGUGAUUCUCCCUGUGAGGUUGGAACUGACUCUACUGUGGGGGUCGUCCAGCCAGCAUCCAGCCCCUUCCCCAAGCUGGCAGCAGCACUGCUGAGAUGCUGUAUUUUCCACCCAGUUCUGGGUAUAUCAAUGUGUCUUGCAGAAUCCUGGAUCAUUAAAGAUAAACAUAUUUUUAA